Messenger RNA from Empidonax traillii (willow flycatcher), 954 nucleotides. RefSeq names its product ADP ribosylation factor like GTPase 5A (gene ARL5A). The record is from RefSeq and is a predicted model, not a curated record. Gene Ontology annotation, molecular function: GTPase activity; GTP binding. The transcript has 6 exons. Bases 54 to 593 code for a protein of 179 amino acids. Gene Ontology annotation, biological process: intracellular protein transport; vesicle-mediated transport; protein localization to Golgi membrane. Gene Ontology annotation, cellular component: trans-Golgi network; cytoplasm. NCBI's taxonomy places the organism in Eukaryota, Metazoa, Chordata, Aves, Passeriformes, Tyrannidae.
GCCCGCCGCCCCGCACUGCCGCGGCCGGAGAGGCCGGAGCGCCCCGGCCGACCAUGGGGAUCCUCUUCACCAGGAUAUGGAGGCUUUUCAACCACCAGGAGCACAAGGUGAUCAUUGUGGGCCUGGACAAUGCAGGGAAAACCACCAUUCUGUACCAAUUCUCCAUGAACGAGGUGGUCCACACGUCCCCCACCAUCGGCAGCAACGUGGAGGAGAUCGUGGUGAACAACACGCGCUUCCUCAUGUGGGACAUCGGGGGGCAGGAGUCCCUGCGCUCCUCCUGGAACACCUACUACACCAACACCGAGUUUGUGAUAGUUGUGGUGGACAGCACAGACAGAGAGAGGAUCUCUGUGACUAAGGAAGAGCUGUAUAAAAUGUUGGCACACGAGGACUUGAAAAAAGCAGGUUUGCUGAUCUUUGCAAACAAGCAGGAUGUGAAGGAGUGCAUGACAGUGGCUGAAAUCUCCCAGUUCCUGAAGCUCACGUCCAUCAAGGAUCACCAGUGGCACAUUCAGGCCUGCUGUGCUCUCACUGGAGAGGGACUGUGCCAAGGACUGGAAUGGAUGAUGUCAAGACUUAAGAUCAGAUGAUUUUUGGUGCCCCCUUUGCACAGACAUUGCUCCAGGGAGCGGCUCCCGGCAGAGGCGGUGGGGUGGAUGGAUUUACCCUGAACUGACUGCAACUGUAUUUUCUACAAAGCUGCCCCCUCACAGCGGACAGGAAGGACCAUCCCUAGAGGGAACUGCAGCCCUGGCUCCAGUGGGGUUUGGUUUGCUGGGAGGAUCCCUUUCAGAGCUGUGCCCAGCCUUGAGGAGCUGCAGCCCAGCCUCGGGCCUGGGGAAGACGAAGCAAGAGGAAAGGAGCUUUUAAUUUCGAGUUUUAUUAUCCUGUUGUAGCCCUCUCUAGUGGAAGAUGUUGGCUUCAUUAUUCCAGUAAAUCAGCAACAAAUCA